AUGAAUUCUCUUGUAUCGCGCGUAACCCCAAUAUGUACUUUUCAACCAUUUUCUUGGGGGGGCUUGCUCAUUUCAGCAGCCCAAGCAAACCCAUACACCCAGGCGAGCCUACAACCAGUCACAAAGCGUGCGGGUCAGCAUGAGCCCAUCAAGGUGAUCGAACUACCCCUGCCUCCAGUCACUCUCAAUGAAACCGAGGGCGGGUGUACCCGACAAGUGAACCCGCAUGGGACUGGAUGUAUUGGCGCAAACUCCUCCAAUCUGCUGAGCGGAAACUUUCUUCCGGAUGGAGAUCAUGUCACAGCUUCUUUAGUGUUUACUGGAGCACCGGCUUCCCCUGAUCCAAGAAGUAACUAUACUGGCCUCAACUUGAUCAUUGUUCGUACCAAUGGAACACUGUUCCCGAACGGCGACGCUUGGAAAUGUAUUACCUGUGGCGUGCCGACGGAUCAGCAAUAUGGGCUCACAUCGUCAAUGGACUAUCAAUACCCCCAAGCGUUUGCAGAUGGUACUCGUGUUCUAGCGGGGAGUUAUAUCAUCGACUGCGGUACUGCACAGCUGACUAGCCCCGAGUGUUCCCCGGACAAGGUUCACAUCUAUCCCCUUCGCUGGAAUACUUCCCCCACUGGCUCGGGGGCUGGGGGGUCCAUUCGUGAGCUUCGAAAACACCCAGAUGAUAUUCAUCUGACUUUCAACGCAAUCUCCUACUCUGGUUCUACCGUGUCCCAAAAUGCAUAUUUUGCACGGUUGCAAUUCAACCCUGCACCUAAGAACGGAACACCGCUCACGCCGAGAUACGAUCUGGUCAAUGUGACUGGGCUGUACUCCCCUGAAUCUGCAUCUAUGUUUUCCUUCAAUGGAGAUAAUAUGACGAUCAAUGACCAGGCUAUCACGGUGGGAGAGGUACGCGGCCUGAAUGGACUGGGUGACGAAAUCCAGUACCUUGGAUUCCCUGCGGAAUCUUGCAACAUUGACAUCUUCAACAUCAGCUUGAAGAGUGGAAAAGUUGCUCGAAUGACGUACGGACCCGAAUAUGUCGACCCGUUCGAUAUCUCCCCAGAUGGUAAAUGGGCUGUCAUAAUGGACACUACGACUACCAAUCGAAUGAUGUUUCUGUCAGGGAUGAGGGGGGGUUCCACCUCUCAUCGAUUCGCUCCUCACCGCUGCUAUAUCAUCCAUCCGGAACAAUGGUGGGCGAUGUUUUUUGUACCGUGGAUCUACGAUCGUGAAGUUCAGUAUGUCAAUUCCGAUCGCAGCUAUGAAGGGCAGCAGAUCAAUUCUGGCGGCGAUGGAAGCCCAGGUAGUGUGAAUGAUCCUUUUUGGAACGGAGGCGCUGAUCCUCGAUGGUCCCCGGAUGGUACCAAGAUUGCAUACUUCCAACUACUUACCACAGCCCCGGACUGCGGUGGGAGUAAUCCAUUACCUUGUCCUGUGUCGACUGUUUCGGGUGGCCGCACCGCCCGGCUCAUGCUAGCAACUUUAACUAGCCGCAAGCCCCUGAAAAGGGCCAGGGUGCAAUCCGCCUCUGAUAUUGUCCCUUGGGGCGAUCCAUAUGUUCCAGGGAGCAUGGCACCAGCAGCAUUUAGGCUUCCAUACGGCAACUUCUCUUUAGCUGGUAAAGUGAGCGGUCAUGCUGAUGUGGCUUUUAUUGCCAACGGCGCUGGGACUGCACUGGAGACAGUCGACGUCACAUAUCACAACUACUCAGACAACGGAGAAAAUUUCAUUAAAGGUAGCGAGAAAGUGACUGCCUUGUACCCCAACGCUACUCUGAUUCACGUCGAUUGGGUUUCCAACUUAUCUUCCACUGGGAUUAGCAAGAGUACGAAAGUCACCAGCCCCGGUGGGUUCCAGUUUGAGAUUGACAUCGAGAAUAACAAGUUUUACGCAAAGGGUACCUUGACUACUACUGUUAAUGGCGUGAUCUAUCAGCAGCCCUGUAAUGGUUGCUGA
Molecule: messenger RNA, 1953 nt
Organism: Penicillium cosmopolitanum
Lineage: Eukaryota; Fungi; Ascomycota; Eurotiomycetes; Eurotiales; Aspergillaceae
Exons: 1
Coding region: 1-1953 (650 amino acids)
Source: RefSeq, a predicted model, not a curated record